Molecule: messenger RNA, 1663 nt
Organism: Durio zibethinus
Lineage: Eukaryota; Viridiplantae; Streptophyta; Magnoliopsida; Malvales; Malvaceae
Source: RefSeq, a predicted model, not a curated record
GUCAAAGGCAGAAUCUGAUACUGGCUCUCUUCCUGCCAACUGGUAACCAUGUCCCAACUGGUCUCUAUAUGUACUAUGACUUGCCCAUCAGUUCUUUAUGCUUUAACUUUGUCUUGAUAUCAACGAACCACAAACUCUUUUCUCAUUUAGCUCGUUCUUUGACUCUUCACUUUGUUGUAGCUAUCCACCAGUUUUGUUUUAUAUCUCUUACUCUCUUUUCGAAUUUCAAACACUUCCCAAAGCAGAAUCAAGAAUGGGUCGUUUUUGGACUUUGCUCUCAAACCUUCAUUCAGUAGCCGGGCCUGUAGUGAUGUUGCUGUAUCCCUUAUAUGCUUCAGUGAUAGCUAUAGAGAGCCCAGCCAAGGAUGACGAUGAGCAGUGGCUUGCUUAUUGGAUUUUAUAUUCAUUACUAACUCUAACAGAGAUGGUGCUCCAAUCAGUCUUAGAGUGGAUACCGAUUUGGUACUCCGUGAAGUUGCUGUUUAUGGCGUGGCUGGUUCUACCACAGUUCAGGGGUGCAGCUUUCAUAUAUGAUAGGUUUGUGAGAGAACAAAUGAAGAAAUAUGGAAUUUUGAGAGAUCAUCAUGGUCAUCAUAGCCGUUCUCCAAAUGGGAAGGGCAAGAAGAAAUUUGUGCAGUUCAUCGUCCCCAAGAAAGUAAGUUAUUUCUCUGUACGAGAGGGAACGAAAUACCAUAGUUUUGGCCAAUAUUUUUCUGAUGGGUUGUUGUUGAUGUCGAUGACAGGGGGAGCAAGAGGCUUACUGAUCAGGAAAAGAGCAGAGUCUUGGUGGGUGGACCUUCUGUUUCUUCCUUUCCAUUUCAGCUCUGAUUGUUGUUUUCUUGGGUGGUUAUAAUUUGUAAAUGCUUACCCCCUUUGUACAAGUUUAUGGCUGACCUUCGAUAAUGAAACCUUUGAUUAUUCAUUGAUUAUAAUUGGCCACCUAAAAUUCGUUUCAAGUCUCAAAACUAUAACAGCUGUUGUCAUACUGGAACCUGUGAGCCAUGAAUUAAUUGUUGAGAAAACAAUGACAAAUUUCAUGAUGUUGCGACUUUUGAAUGAGAUUCAAACCGGAACAUUUACUGUAACCCAACUUUUGACUGGGGCUUUGAACUACGAAAAGGUGCAAAAUCCAUGUUUCUGUAACCCAAAUUCUGAUCUUCAGAGCAAUAGCCAAUAGCCUAACAAUAAGCUCUAGAAUUUAGAAUAUUAAGAAGGAACCUAAGCCCAGUAGGAGAUCGGGCUUUUUGCAAUGUGACUUUCUAUUGCUUCCUGGGCCUUAAACAGUGAAGCCAGAUAAGCCCCGAGUUAAAGGCAGGUUAAACUUACACGUGCUGUAAACUCAUAGUUCCCAUUAAAAAUUGGACCCAAAUAUUGAAGUUUGAACCGACGACAAAUUGCAAUGCAAAACCCAUUUUACAGGUCAGUUCAUCAUCUUCAGUUCAUGAUAUGAGCUGCUUCUCAUUUGCAUCAUAUAAAAAAAAAAUGCGACUACCAAAAUAAAACCAACAGAACAACAUGAUUUUACCUUUUCAUGCCAUGAAUUUAAGAAAGUUUUGUAAAUUAAUGAGGUGAAAACAAGAAUUUCGAGGAAUGGAUUGCAGCCAAAGAAUCAACAUAAACACAUGAACAGGAAGACUGGGCUUUCCAAGUUGCAUCUAUAUGC